GGAAGCAAUGAGGAUAGAAGGAGUGUCUUACGCAGCUUCCCCGGACUUCCCAGAGGCAGGUCCCACCUUGAAGAGGAUGGAGGUGACUGCGGUCGCUCCGGGACCCGACGAGAUCCGGCCUCUAAAGCCGUGUCUGCUGCGCCGCAAUCAGAGCCGCGAACAGCAUGGCGUGGCGGCGUCCAGCCUCGAGGAGCUGAGGAGCAAGGCCUGUGACAUUCUAGCCAUUGACAAGUCCCUGACACCGGUCACUCUGGUCCUAGCAGAGGAUGGUACCAUAGUGGAUGAUGAUGAUUACUUCCUCUGUCUACCUUCCAACACCAAGUUUGUGGCAUUGGCCAGUAAUGAGAAGUGGACAUACAGCAAUUCAGAUGGAGGCACAGCUUGGAUUUCCCAAGAGUCUGUUGAUAUGGAUGAGACAGACAGCGGGGCAGGACUGAGGUGGAAGAAUGUGGCCAAGCGGCUGAAACAAGAUCUGUCCAGCAUUAUCCUGCUGUCAGAGGAGGACCUUCAAGUGCUUAUCGAUGUUCCGUGUUCAGACCUGGCUCAGGAGCUCUGCCAAAGUUGUGCUGCUGUCCAGGGGCUCCAGAACACACUCCAGCAGGUGCUGGACCAGAGAGAGGAAGCCCGUCAGUCCAAGCAGCUCCUGGAGCUUUAUCUCCAGGCUUUGGAGAAGGAGGGAGGCAUCUUGUCAAAGCAGGAAGAGUCCAGAGCUGCCCUCAGUGAAGAUGUGGAUGCAGUCGACACGGCUGUCAGCACAGAGAUCGCCUCAGAAAUCGCACUUAGGGGCCAGCUUCUGACCGUGCUAAAAGAGAAGCCUGCGCCUGAGCUGAGCUUGUCUAGUCAGGAUCUGGAGUUGGUUACCAGGGAGGACCCCAGAGCGUUUGCAGUUGUCUUGAACUGGGACAUAAAGAAGGCAGAAAUGGUUCAACGGGCCUGUGACCAGGAGCUCACCCUGCGCCUGCAGCAGGUGCAGAGCUGGUGCUCUCUCAGGAAUCUUUCAGCAAGGAGGAAUCCCCUGCCUGAAGAGCCGCAGAGUCCUAAAAGAGCCAAGCACGACCCCACGUAGCUACAGCUGGAAACACAGAGGAAGCCCGCAGCCUUGGCUUGUCAUCAGUGAAAUCCUUCAGCCUGACCUCCUUAUUGCCUGCGUCCUGCUCUGCCCUCUGCCUUCGUGCAUGCCCUCCUGGCCGGGCUGGACACUGGCUUAUGCCCACUCCAGAAAAGUGAGCCAGGUCUCUGCACUUGCUCUUCUGCUCUUGAACGAUCCGGCCUACUCUGAGCACAUACACUCAUGUGCUCUGUUUAAAAGUACUUGUCAGGGCUGGGGGCGUGGCUCAGAGCUAGAGCAGGUGCGUGGCCUCUGCAAGGCCCUGGGUUCCGUCCCCAGCAGCCAAAACAGGAAGUAAAUGAAGUGCUUGUCAAGGGCAGUGAAAAGAAACUGUCAUGUCUGGGACUCACCAUCCCUGUUACACAGAUUCGACUGCAGAAUUUUAGACAUAACAGUAGAGGUGACUAAUGGACUAUUGAUUAUGGCCACAAACUUGUCUCAAAUUAAUGAAUUUUUGUUUGUUUGUUAAAAGGCACAUAUUAAGUAUGCAGACCACAGGGACAUACAGAGUCUGAUUCACCAGUUCUAAUAUCUAACACAGUAUUGUGAAAUUAUAUAUGUUACCACUGUGAAACUCUUUUUAUUUUCUAAUAUGUUUUAUCAGCAGGGGGUAUAAAAGGCCAUUAAAGUGAUUUCCAGGCAAUAUGGCUCCAAGUCUCUCUGGGAGCAGCACAUUCUGGUUUAUAUUCUUCCUGUUUCUGUACAAACUUGCUCUGCAGGUCUGUAAUCUAUAAUACAGUCUCCUUGUUGGAAAAGGA
Molecule: messenger RNA, 1866 nt
Organism: Sciurus carolinensis (gray squirrel)
Lineage: Eukaryota; Metazoa; Chordata; Mammalia; Rodentia; Sciuridae
Gene: Dffa
Product: DNA fragmentation factor subunit alpha
Exons: 6
Coding region: 8-1066 (352 amino acids)
Biological process (GO): regulation of apoptotic process; apoptotic process; apoptotic DNA fragmentation
Molecular function (GO): deoxyribonuclease inhibitor activity
Source: RefSeq, a predicted model, not a curated record